Molecule: messenger RNA, 1847 nt
Organism: Carica papaya (papaya)
Lineage: Eukaryota; Viridiplantae; Streptophyta; Magnoliopsida; Brassicales; Caricaceae
Source: RefSeq, a predicted model, not a curated record
CUAUCUUUGUGCCACUAAAACGUUCUUGUCUGAGAAAAUCAGAUUUGAUUCAAUAAAAUAUCUCGUUUAUAAGUUGAUUUUGAUUGUUUUUCUUGACUUCUGAUUCUUUUUUGGAUAUGGGGAAAAUGUAGAGUUGAUAGAGCUACAAACUUUUUUUCCGCUAAACGUGGAAAAAACUAGAUUUUUGCUACUAAAACGUUUUCGUCUGAGAAAAUCAGAUUUGUCGUAUCUGGGUCUCUCUUGGGUUCUAUAAGAAAGGACAUGAUUUUCUUCUCUGAUGAUUGGUCAAUUGCUUUGUUGUCUACUGGUUGCUCUAAACUGUGAAUAUAAUAUCAUGAAUCCACAAUCAAACAAACAGAAUGGGAAUCUUUCCAGGUUAAAUAUUAUUUGUGAAUAGGCAACUUCCCUUGAUUAAUAAAACUCAAGUUAAUGCGGAUGGGAUGUCUUUUGUGUAGAAGUUCAAUUUGCUGAGAUGUUACUAAGGUUGAUCUUGUACAUCAUUACAGGGAUGGGAAAGUCCUUGCUCGUACUGCGAACGGCAGAGGAUUGGUUGGUGGACGAUUCCGACUUGAUUACCCGAGUGUUGGGGCAACCGAAACACUUAUGAUGGCGGCAUCUAUGGCUGAUGGUAUAACUGUGCUUUCAAAUAUUGCCAAAGAACCAGAGGUGAUUGACCUUGCUUGGUUUCUGAAUAGUAGUGGGGCAUGCAUCGAAGGAGCAGGAAGUAACAAGCUAAUUAUUAAAGGAAAGUGCUGUUUACAUGGUUCUGAGUUUGUUAUAACACCUGAUCGUAUCGAAGCAGGAACCUUUCUGCUUGCUGCAGCAAUUACUCGCUCGUGCCUCUCCAUUUCACCUGUCAUCCCAUCCCAUGUGUCAUGUUUAAUCGACAAACUCUCAACUGCUGGCUGCAAAAUCAGAAAGUACGAAGAUUGCACAAUGGAGGUCUCAGCUGUCCCUGCAAACAUUGGUUUCAAUUUGCUGGCAUUCGAUGUUAAGACGUGCCCAUUUCCUGGAUUUCCAACAGAUCUCCAACCUCAAGCCAUGGCAUUACUCAGCACUUGUAGGGGUUUAAGUGUAGUGGAAGAAUCUGUGUUUGACAAUCGAAUGGGCCAUGUAAGAGAACUAAAGAAACUUGGAGCAAGAAUUCAGGUGCAUGGAAGAACUGCACUGAUUCAUGGAAGUGAUAAAGGAAGUUCUUUUGCCAGUGCAUUAUAUGGUUCUCGCCUUCUUGCAAGAGAUUUGAGAGGCGGGAUAGCAUUAGUAUUAGCCGGAUUAGCUGCAGAAGGAACUACAGAGGUCAAUGGCGUUGCUCAUAUUGACCGAGGUUACGAGAAUUUAGAAGAGAAGCUUCAGUUUCUUGGAGCUGAUAUUAAAAGGGCAACUCCAGUUUCUUGAAUUUGAUUAUGUUUCUCGUUAACAUGGAGCCAUAUAGGAGCAUAUUACGGUACCUUUCCUCUGCCCUUCCUGAUUACCUCCAACAAGUGGACAUAUAACCGGAUAUUAUUGUAGCACCCAAAACUUGUAAUGAUGUGAUAUGAAUAUGGACCCUGUCCUUUGAGGGAAUUCAUGUAAAUUUUCUUUGUGAACGUUGUUACUCAGCUAGCUCCUUUUGGUUACAUUACCUUGAUAGAUGUCAGCGAGUAUAGAGAGAAAUGGUGCAUUUACUUGCUAUCUGGCGCAUCUGUAUGGAGGAAGAGAAUGUUAGUUCUCUUCUUUUAUGACCUCCUGAGCCAACAACUAUAUACACUAGUUUUUAUAUGCUUUUCAGUGUCAACUUGAAAUGAAGAUACACUCUGUUCCUUUUACUUGUGGUGAUGAUUAAUCACGUUAUAGUUUAUGCAUCAUCC